ACACAGCAGUGUUAGAAAGGUAGAUCCCCGGCAUUCUCUUGGAAUGUCCAGUCAAAAAUUGUAAAAUCCCAAAAUUGAUUAAGGUAGAAAAUCACAUUUAAGCAACUACCCAUUACACGAACAGGCGAUCUACACCCGGAAAGCUUCAAGGCGAAUCAACCCAAAUUCCAUUUCUCUGGUGAAACAUCUCCACAGACGGAGGUGAUCUUCCGUGGCAAAAGUGGGAAUUUGGAGAGAGUCCCAUGUCGUUCUCCUUCUUCAAGGCCUCCAGGCCUAAAACCCCUCAGGAACUCGUGAAGGCGAUCAAGGACAGCCUGAUGGCUCUCGACUCCAAAACCGUUGCUGAAGUUAAAGCCCUUGAAAAGGCUCUGGAAGAAGUUGAAAAAAAUUUUGUAACAAUGAAAUUUAUGCUUUCUGGAGAUGGGGAGACUGAGCCAAACAUGGAACAGGUUUCCCAGCUGACACUUGAGAUCUGUAAAGAGGAUGUUCUUGCUCUUCUAAUUCACAAGUUAUCUAUAUUGGGAUGGGAAGCAAGAAAGGAUUUAGUCCACUGUUGGUCCAUAUUGUUAAGGCAGAUGGUUGACUCCAGAUAUUGUUGUGUUGAAUACAUUGAGAACCAUUUUGAAUUGUUAGACUUCCUUGUUGUGUGUUAUGACAACAAGGAAAUUGCUGUGAAUUGUGGAAAUAUGUUGAGGGAAUGUAUCAGAUUCCAAACUCUAGCAAAAUAUAUAUUGGAGUCUACAAGCUUUGAGUUGUUCUUCAAAUUUGUGGAGCUGCCUAAUUUUGAUGUUGCUUCUGAUGCCUUUUUGACCUUUAAGGAUCUCCUUACGAAACAUGGAAAUGCAGUCGCUGUAUUCCUAACUGCUCAUUAUGAUGAGUUCUUUGAUCAAUAUGAAAAGCUUUUGACCUCUCCCAACUAUGUGACAAGAAGACAAUCUUUAAAGCUUCUCUCGGAAUUUCUUUUGGAGCCUCCAAAUUCCCAUAUAAUGAAGCGCUACAUCUUAGAAGUUCGGUAUUUGAAAGUUAUGAUGACAUUGUUGAAGGAUUCAAGUAAAAAUAUCCAGAUCUCUGCUUUCCACAUUUUCAAGAUAUUUGUCGCUAAUCCAAACAAACCCCGAGAAAUAAAGGUUAUCCUGGCUAAAAACCAUGAGAGAUUGCUGGCAUUGCUUCAGAGUCUGUCUGGUGGCAAAGGAGCUGACGACGAUCAAUUCGAAGAGGAAAAGGAACUGAUCAUCAAGGAAAUUCAAAGAGUGUCUCGUCUACCUAAUCUUGUACACUAGACGCCCCUUCUCUUAGACUCUUGUCUUUCCUUUUGUACUAGAUCUCUAGUCCUUCAGGCUUUGCUUCCUUGCUCAAUAUUUUCAGGGGAAAGAAAAAAAAAAGAAAAGGAUAGAGCAUGUAUUGAAGAAGAUGCAGAAUACUAGUAAGAAACAACAGUUUGGAACACUGGUGGGCACUGUUGGAGCACUAAGGGGGCACCCCUUAGUGCAAGCCUGCCCUUCAUCAGUGAAGGGACUGUGUGAGAUGGGAUUUGGCUACCAUCCAUGGUGGGUGAUGUGGAUUUGCAGUCAUCUUAUGUGUGUCUGAAUAACAAGAAUCACCCAUGUGGAUUUCUUUAAGAUUGCCUUGUUGGCAUUGUCACAUACAUGGCCAUGAGAAAUUAAGAAAGGUGCCCACGUGGCAUAUUCUAAUCUAUAAA
Vitis riparia (riverbank grape) is the source of this 1699-nucleotide messenger RNA. Its product is annotated as calcium-binding protein 39. The transcript has 11 exons. Bases 243 to 1280 code for a protein of 345 amino acids. Gene Ontology annotation, molecular function: protein serine/threonine kinase activator activity. Gene Ontology annotation, biological process: intracellular signal transduction. The record is from RefSeq and is a predicted model, not a curated record. Lineage: Eukaryota; Viridiplantae; Streptophyta; Magnoliopsida; Vitales; Vitaceae.